AUGUCUAUUCCGGAUGAGCAUAUCCAGCCACAUGCAACAGGGGCAGCCGCGAAAACUGUGGAACAGCAUCAGGAACCCCAAGAAGUUGUCUUCUACAGUGGAUGGGGCCUCGUCCCAGCUCUCGAAUACCGCGGUAAAGCACUCUACGAAUCUCUCGUUCUCUGCGAAUUCCUCGAAGAUCUCUACCCUUCCAAAGCUCCACACAUCCUCCCACAAGAUCCAUACGACCGCGCACACCGAGAAGCAAAACGAGGCUCGGAAGGACCUUACGAUGGCCUAGCCCAACUGUCGCAGAAACGCAAGGGGCCAUAUUUCCUGGGUGAAGAGUUGAGUUUGGUUGACGUUGCAAUUGCACCGUGGGCGGUGCGCGAUUAUAUCAUCGCGGAGAAUCGUGGGUAUAAGCGUACCGAAGUCUCGGAUGCUUGGAGCGAAUGGGCGAGUAUACUCGAGAAGAGGGAGAGUAUUUCGAAGACUACUAGUGACAAGGAGCACUAUGCAGAGAUUUAUGGACGCUACUUACGCAAUGAAGCACAGAGUGAGGCUGCCAAAGCUACAAGGGCAGGAAGAGUCAUUCCGUAA
Fomitiporia mediterranea MF3/22 is the source of this 579-nucleotide messenger RNA. RefSeq lists its product as uncharacterized. The transcript is spliced from 4 exons. The record is from RefSeq and is a predicted model, not a curated record. Lineage: Eukaryota; Fungi; Basidiomycota; Agaricomycetes; Hymenochaetales; Hymenochaetaceae. The coding region runs from base 1 to 579 and encodes 192 amino acids. Gene Ontology annotation, cellular component: cytoplasm.